Messenger RNA from Pleuronectes platessa (European plaice), 2404 nucleotides. It is a transcript of the gene flcn, whose product is annotated as folliculin. The record is from RefSeq and is a predicted model, not a curated record. The coding region runs from base 302 to 1990 and encodes 562 amino acids. Gene Ontology annotation, cellular component: cytosol. The transcript is spliced from 12 exons. NCBI's taxonomy places the organism in Eukaryota, Metazoa, Chordata, Actinopteri, Pleuronectiformes, Pleuronectidae. Gene Ontology annotation, molecular function: GTPase activator activity. Gene Ontology annotation, biological process: positive regulation of transforming growth factor beta receptor signaling pathway; positive regulation of GTPase activity; positive regulation of TORC1 signaling.
ACUGCGCCUCCUCACGUGACGCGCUGUGUUUGUGUCUGUUAGCUUAGCGGCUACACGGAGAGGAAACAACACGAUGAGGAAGCGACAGGGAGGCAAAACAACACGAGACCUCAACAUGAAACACUGAGGAACGCGCAGCUUUGAAAAACAGACUGUAUUCAAACAUAUGGUCUGUUUCAAACCACUGUUUUGAAUAUGCUGCUUUUGUAUAUCAGGGCUUAUUGGACGUAAACACUGCGACUAGUGUCAUGAGAAGCAGCUCUGAGCUCCAGUCAUUAGUUGAACUGAAAGUCAAGACAAGAUGAAUGCUCUGGUGGCGCUCUGUCACUUCUGUGAGCUCCACGGGCCCCGGACACUUUUCUGCACCGAGGCCCUGCACCCUCCAUCCCCAUCCCCAGCGUCCCAUGCAGGGGUCCCAGCCCCCGGGGACAGGGACCGGGACGGUGACCGGGAAGGUGAAGGGCUGACCAUGAGAGCCAACAGCUCGGCCACGCAGAGAGGAGAAAUGUGUGAGGGAUGCCGAUCUCUACCUGCGUCUCACCCGGGCUUCAUGAGCAUUGAUGAUGAAACGGGCAUUCGCUUCCUGAGCCACCAGCAUCCCAGAGAGCCACAGCUUUUCAGCGUUGUACGCCAAGCUUGUGUACGCAGCCUCAGCUGUGAGGUAAACAGUGAUGUGUGUCCAGGCCGUGAAGGGCCAAUUUUCUUUGGAGAUGAGCAACACGGUUUUGUGUUCUCACACACCUUCUUCAUCAAAGACAGCUUGGCCAGGGGCUUUCAGCGGUGGUACAGUAUUGUCAUGGUAGCCAUGGACAGAAUAUACCUUAUCAACUCUUGGCCUUUUCUUCUACGCCACCUUAAACUCACAAUACAGAGCCUGCAAAGCACUGCUCUCAAGGUGUUUGACAGUGAACAAGGAGUUUGCCCCCAGCGAGCUGUGAGGAUGAACAGUGCUUUUUCACCAGCAGUUUUCCCACAUCAAAGGAGUGGCAACGCAGCCCGAUCGCUAACCUCUCUCACCGAGCAUCCCAACCUCUGGGCCAGCCUGCACUCCUCCUUCAGCUGGCUGCUGAAGGCCUGUGGCAGCCGUCUGACGGAGAAGCUGCUGGAGGGGGCCCCCACUGAAGACACACUGGUGCUUAUAGAGAGACAGACAGAACAAGAGGAGGAAAUGAGCUGCUGGGAGGGAGCCGAGGGGGGGUCUUCAAAGUCACGCCACCAGUCAGUGAAUGAGCUGGGCCAUGACUUCCUGUGUGACGACACCAAACUAGAGGAAAUUCCUGGUCCGAAAUUUAGGUCCCUGCGACAUUUAAGACAGGUUCUCGGGGUGGCUGACUUCAGGCAGCUAGCGUGGCACGUGCUCAUGGGAAAUCAGGUCAUAUGGAGAGGCGCUCACCCGGGACUCAUCCAAUCAGCGUUUAUCGUUCUGAAGUCCUUGCUCCCAGUUGGCUGUGUGCGUUCUGUGCCAUACAGUGGUCAGUAUGAGGAAGCCUACAAGUGCAACUUCCUGGGUCUGAGUCCAGAUGUGCCCAUUCCUGCCCACGUCAGCUCCUCAGAGUUUUCAGUGCUGGUGGAUGUCAGCAUCGAGAGAAACUGUCAAAUCUCAGCUGUAGGAGACGAGGAUAUCUGCUCACUUUAUCAGUUCACCAUGAGCAGUGCCAACCCACAGCCCACUGACAGGGGUCCAACGUUACUCAACAAGCUUGAGGUGGCUCUGUCCAACGAGAACUUGUCUGUGGACGUGGUGUCUCACUGCCUGCUGUGUUUGAAGGAAGAGUGUAUGAACAAAGUCAAAGUGCUGUUCAAGUUCUCCAAAGUGGACGGGCGAGGGAGGGAGGACACGCAGAAGGUCCUGGCCCUCCUUGGUGCCACUGGGCCGGGCGAAGAGGACAAUGUCAGGCUUCUCAAGUUCUGGAUGACUGGACUCAGCAAAACUUACAAGAGUCAUUUAAUGACGGCGGUCCGAGGAGGGGAGAGGAGCCCCAGCCAGUGACAAAGAGAAGAGAGGAGGAGGAGGAGGAGGAGGGGGGGGGGGGGGGGUAGCAUGGGGUGAAGAAAAGGGACAUGGAAAGAGAGGGGGAUUUCAAAGAAAGGAAAGUGAAAGCGAGAAUCAGUUUUGUUAACUGGUUGGGACUUUUUGUGGAAUGAAAGACUCUGAGCUAAUGACAGAUGCCUUGGCUCAUUCAUUAUUGUCUAAUGUGCAAGAAAAAAGGGAUUCAUUAUGUUUCUUGCCCUGAAACCUUUUUAACAGUUGCGAUGAUUUAUGAGGGCUCUUAUUUGUCAAAGGGAAUUAUUGCAGUCCACCACUUUGUACUAUUAUGUAAAGUUUAACUUAUUACAAAAAGGCUUUGCACUUUGUUUACUCUUUCACUGAUUGUAAAAUGAAAUAAAUUCAUGUGAAGGGUCA